Molecule: messenger RNA, 6588 nt
Organism: Trichomycterus rosablanca
Lineage: Eukaryota; Metazoa; Chordata; Actinopteri; Siluriformes; Trichomycteridae
Product: girdin-like
Exons: 31
Coding region: 496-5847 (1783 amino acids)
Biological process (GO): cytoplasmic microtubule organization; cytoskeleton-dependent intracellular transport
Cellular component (GO): cytoplasm; centrosome
Molecular function (GO): microtubule binding; dynein light intermediate chain binding
Source: RefSeq, a predicted model, not a curated record
UCAAGUCAUGAAAGAAAUGUGGGCUCGGAUGUGAAAACCAAUCUACGCCUCUACGUUGUUUCUGACUGAGUCGGUUAAUGAACGGUGGUGGAUGGUGGAUUAACCGUCGCUUCAUUCUGGACUAUCUGCUGGAACGGUUUGCAGCUGGAGUGGCUGUGUGCUGUGUUUGUUUAUUUUUAAACAGUAUUAAGGAUAUAAAACAAUUCGUCUGGAUGUUUUGAGCAAGAUUAACCGAGAAAUGAGCUGCAUGUCAGUCACAUCAGGGGCGAAGCAAGCAAAUGACUGGAGAGAACCAGUAACCAGGGCGAGUUGUAUUGUGUAGCUUUGCUAAAAUGGCAUUUUAAUACGGAUUUCUCCAGCUCCAGAAGCGAUAUGUAUUUAUUAAGAUUGAUGUAAACACUCGGAACGUGUGAGCUACAACAAAACACGGAUAAUUAGUAAAUAUUUUCUGUUUGUGUGUGUGUGUGGACUAACACAUCACCAGUAGUGAAGAAAAUGGACAGUGAGGUAUUCACACCUCUGCUCGAGCAAUUUCUGCUGACACCUUUAGUCGCCUGGGUGAACACUGUGGUCCAGCCAAGCCCUGGUGACCAAAGAAAGCUGUGCCAGUAUCUGGAGUUAGUGGAUGGGUACUACCUGAAUGAGGUCAUGCUGCGGAUAAAUCCUAAAGCCUCCACCCAGAGAGUGAACAAGAAAGUAAAUAAUGACCCAGUUCUGCGGGUACAGAAUCUUUCCAUUCUCAUUCAGCGCAUCAAAGCCUAUUACCAGGAGACCCUCCAGCAGCUGGUCAUGAUGCCACUACCUAAUGUGCUGGUGCUGGGCAGAACCCCACUAACUGAACACGGCCUGGCGGAGGUCAAGAAGCUGCUGCUGCUGUUGCUCGGGUGUGCCGUCCAGUGUGAGGAAAAAGAAGAGUACAUUGAAAGAAUCCAGACGCUGGAUUUUGACACAAAGGCCGCCAUCGCGUCUGAUAUUCAGGAGGUCACUCACAAUCAGGAGAACGUGCUGGACCUGCAGUGGCUUGAGGGUGGCGAGUCUCCCCCUGAGGAUCUGGACUCGUUCUCCAGAAACCUGGUCUUCCACCUCAGACGUCUGGUGGAUGAGAGAGACGAACAGCUAGAGACCAUCGUAGAGCUGACCCAGGAGAGAGACUGCGGCCAGUACCCUCCCCCCACCUCCUGCGCUCAGUCCCCCAGCGACUCCUCUAGCAUGAGGCGUACUGAAAGCAGACAGCACCUCAGUGUGGAGCUUGCAGAUGCCAAAGCCAAGAUACGACGCCUCCGUCAGGAGCUAGAAGAAAAGAGUGAGCAGCUGAUGGACUGUAGACAGGAACUGGAGAACCUGGAGAAAGACCUAAAGAGGAUUCAACAAGAGAACCUCCAGUUGCUGUCUGAUGCGCGUUCUGCCAGGGCUUACCGUGACGAGCUGGAUGCUCUGAGAGAGAAAGCCAUACGAGUGGACAAGCUGGAGAGCGAAGUGGGCCGAUACAAAGAGAGGCUUCACGACAUUGAGUUCUACAGAGCCAGAGUGGAGGAGCUUAAGGAGGACAAUCAGAUUCUACUGGAGACCAAAAGCAUGCUGGAGGAUCAGCUGGAGGGCUCCAGAUCCCGCUCAGAUAAACUGCAUGAACUAGAGAAGGAAAACCUGCAGCUCAAAGCUAACAUUCACGACAUGGAGAUGGAGCGAGACAUGGACAGGAAACGUAUCGAGGAGCUCCUGGAGGAGAACCUGGCUCUGGAGAUGGCUCAGAAGCAGAGCAUGGACGAGUCACUGCACCUCGGAUGGGAGCUCGAGCAGCUCUCCAAAACGUCGCCCGAGCUCGAGGUUCCACAGAAAUCUUUGGGGCAUGAGGUGAACGAGCUAACCUCCAGCCGUCUGCUGAAGCUUGAGAUGGAGAACCAGGCACUGCUGAAGACGGUGGAGGAGCUGAAGAGCUGCGGAGAGGGUGGUGCGCGCCUCGUCAAGGCCGAAAAGGAGAACCAGAGGCUUAGUCAGAAGCUGAAGCAAAUGGACAGCGAAUCACAAUCAGACCGGGAGAGUUUGCACAGUGCUGAAAGUCUCAGUUCAGAUCUGAUGAAGGAGAAAGCACAGCUACAGAAAACCCUGGAGACACUGAGAGAAAACUCUGAGAGACAGAUAAAGGGACUGGAGCAGGAGACUGAACACCUAAAUCAGACCAUCGCGUCUCUCAGGCAGCGCUGUCAAGUCAGCGCCGAGGCCAGGGUCAAGGACGUAGAAAAGGAGAACCGGGUACUUCACGAAUCAAUCAAAGAGACCAGCAGCAAGCUCAACAAACUGGAGUUUGAGCGCAGGCAGCUUCGCAAAGACCUGGAGUACUGCAAGGAGAAAGGAGAGAAGGCUGAGGAGCUCGAGACCGAGGUUCAUCGAUUAGAACGCGAGAACGAAAGCCUGCAGAAAAGACUCGCCAGCCUGAGCAUAACCUGCGAGAAGUUGGAGACCCUGGAGAAGGAAAACACAGAGCUGGAGACUGAAAGCAGAAGGCUGAAGAAGAAGAUCAAUGGUCUCAGGAACGUGUCCCUGCAGCUGGAGGCUUUGGAGAAGGAGAACACCCAACUGGACGAGGAAAACCUCAAGCUGCAGCGCAGUGUAGAAUCUCUGAGAUCUGCGGGAGUGAAGGUCGCCCGACUAGAGCAGGAAAACCGUGAACUCGAGAGCGAGAAGAGCCAGCUGCAGAGAAGUCUGGAGCUCCUAAAGGCCUCAUCCAAAAAGACCGAACGCCUGGAGCUCAGCUACCAGGGCCUGGACUCUGAGAACCAGAGGCUGCAGAAAGCUGUCGAGAACAGCGGGCGUAAGAUCCAGCAACUGGAAGGCGAGCUUCUGGACCUGGAGACUGAGAACCAGGGUCUGCAGAGGAGUCUAGAGGAGCUGAAAAUUUCCAGCAAGCGUUUGGAUCAGCUGGAGCAGGAGAACAAAGUUUUGGAGCAGGAAAGCUCACAGCUUGAGAAAGAAAAGAAACUGCUGGAGAAGGAGAACAAGCGACUGAAGCAGCAGGCUGAGAUCAGGGACUCGAAGCUGGACGAUGACAGUCAGCGCAUCUCUCAGCUAGAGAAAGAAAACCGCACACUCAGCAAGGAAGUGAGCACGCUUAAAGAUUCCUAUAACCGCGUCAAGGACCUCGAGAGGGACAACAAGGAGCUGAUGAAGCAGGUCACUAUUGAUAAGAAGACACUGGUUACGCUGAGAGAGGAACUGGUAAGUGAGAAACUGAAGAGUCAGCAGAUGAACAAUGACCUGGAGAAACUGACUCAUGAGCUGGAGAAGAUCGGCCUGAAUAAGGAGAGGUUACUGCAGGAUGAACAGAGCUCGGAUGACAGGUUUAAGCUUCUGGAGUCAAAGCUAGAGUCCACACUGAAAUCCUCACUGGAGAUUAAAGAAGAGAAAAUUGCUGCUCUGGAGGCCAGACUGCAGGAGUCCUCAAACCUCAACCAGCAGCUUCGACAGGAGCUCAAAACAGUAAAGAAAAACUAUGAGGCUCUGCGUCAGAGGGAAGAGGAGGAGCGCAUGAUGCACGGUUCACCCUCUAGAGGAGGCGAGAGCUCACAAAGUGUCAGCAAGUGGGAGCAGGAGAGUCACGAGGCCACUCGAGAGCUGCUCAAGGUCAAAGAUCGCCUCAUAGAGGUGGAAAGAAAUAAUGCCACUCUUCAAGCGGAGAAGCAGGCUCUGCGCACACAACUCAAGCAGCUGGAGACUCAGAGCAGUAAUCUUCAAGCUCAGAUCCUCGCCCUGCAGAGACAAGCUGCCUCACUGCAGGAGAACAACACCACCCUCCAGACCCAGAACGCCAAACUACAGGUGGAGAACUCAACACUGAGCUCACAGAGUGCAGCCUUGGUUACCCAGAAUGCUCAGCUGCAGAGCCAGCAAUGCAGUGCCGAAAACGAUCGAGACGGAGCGAUACGGGAGAAAGAGGAAAUACGUUCCACCUACGAAAUGCUGCUGAGGGAUCACGAGAAACUGGCGGCCCUUCACGAACGCCAGGCCACCGAGUACGAGGCCCUUAUCGGCAAACACGGCGGCCUGAAGAGCACACACAAGAGCCUGGAGGUGCAGCACAGAGACCUGGAGGACAGGUAUAACCAGCUGCUAAAGCAGAAGGCACAGCUGGAAGAGCUGGAGAAAGUGCUGAAAGCUGAACAGGAGAACAUGCUUUCGGAAAAUCAGAAGCACAAGGCCACUGCUGCAGAGUACCUCAAGCUUAAAGAGGAAAACGACAAGCUGAACACUACGUACCAGCAGCUGCUGACAGAUAACGAGGGCCUGCAGGCUGACCACAAGAACCUAAAGAGCCAGCUGAAUGCUGCCAAACUGGAGCAGACGCGCCUGGAGGCUGAGUUCUCUAAACUGAAGGAGCAGUACCAACAACUGGACAUCACCUCCACCAAACUCACCAACCAGUGUGAGUUGUUGAGCCAGCUUAAAGGGAAUUUGGAGGAGGAGAACCGGCACCUGCUGGACCAGAUCCAGACACUGAUGCUGCAAAACCGGACCCUGCUGGAGCAGACCAUGGAGAGCAAAGACUUGUUCCACGUGGAGCAGAGACAAUACAUAGACAAACUAAAUGAGCUGAGAAGACAAAAGGAGAAGCUGGAGGAGAAAAUCAUGGAUCAGUACAAAUUCUACGAUCCCUCACCCCCCAGAAGAAGAGGAAACUGGAUCGCUACGAAGAUGAGGAAGCUGAUCAAGCCGAAGAGCCGUGAGCGCAUGCGCUCUCUAACCCUCACCCCUUGCCGCUCCGAGUCCAGCGACGGCUUCCUGGCGGCACCUCAGGACGGUCAUGACAGCUCGUCGAUGGGCUCAGGAUCACUGGACGACCCUCUGAGCCAAAAGAGGAGCGGCACUCUGAAAAAGCUGCCCUUUAUGAGGAACAGAUCCAAGGAUAAAGACAAAGUGAAAGCCAUCUACAGGCGAUCCAUGUCCAUGAACGAUCUGCUGCAGUCCAUGGAGCUUACUGGUGCCGGUCAGUACAGCAGUACUGAUCACUUGGAGGCCCCUGAUGACCCGGUGUCUCCCAGCGGAAGCCAUCAUAUGAAGGAGCUUGCUUACUCCACCACAGCUAUUGACUACAGCACCCUCAGCAGCAAAUACAGACUAAAGAACAAAGAUAAUGUGUCCUGUGAGGACGUCACUCCCACUUUCUCAGACGAGCAAAGUGUCCGAGGCCAAGGUACAGUGAACGGCAGCGUAAGCAGACCACACAGUGAAAGCAGCGGUGAGUUCAGUCUCAGUUUGGAUGCGGAGGUUUGGUCGAGUGAAAGCAGCCCGGUGCAGAGAUCGUCUCAGCAAAUUCUAAGGAGGAGCAGCGGCUCUCACUACAACGAGUCCGGCAGCCAAGACAACCUGAGCACUGAGUCUCCACUUUUAUCAAGAGCGUCUAAUUCCGUCCAAAAGGAGCGCCCCAAGACGCGGGGCAUCCUGCGAUCAGCCAGUGGGAAGGCCGCACCCUCUGAGAACCGACCAGGCCGACCGAGCCUGCGCAAGGCGGAGAGCACCCGUGUUAAGGGCUCUACCCAGCCCAGACUAGGCCUCAGCGCUCAGGGCAAAGCGACAUCUGUGUGUGAACGCCUGGAUGCUUCUUCUUCUUCCUCUGGUCUUCCUCGAGCCAGCAGCGUCAUCUCUACAGCCGAGGGGAGCACACGCCGCUCCAGCGUCCACGACAUGCUCGCCAAGGAUGGACGCCAGCCCGUCUCCGUAGAUCCUUCACCCUCUAUGAACCAAGCUCCUCUCAACAACUCCGCGUCCAAAUCAGAAUGGACAGGAACAACAGUGAAAUCUCCAAAUCUGAAGCAAAAGAAGAAAAAAGACUUAAUAUGUGGAGCUGUGUUUUGAAUGUGUUUCCUGGAUUCAGACCUGCCACUGGUCUCCUUUUCUGUUUUUACAUAAAUACAGUUGAUGUGAAAAGAAAAAUGAUAGUAUGUGGUAUUAAGGUAUUGUGGUUAAAAAGCCAUGUUUCUGAACUCUUCAUGGAAUCAAAGACACUAAAACCGCUCCUCCCAGAUUAACAUUGGUCUUGUACUUUCUGGUCUUCAAGCUCAGAUCUGAAACAAUGUUGUUUGACGUGGGAUCAGGUCUGACAUGGGUCCGGCCCCAUGCAGGAACACUGGAUGCUAGGCAGGAAUGCAUACUGGACGGGCGGCAAUUAAUCACACUUUAGCCUCUCACUGGAAUUUAGAGCAACCAGCUGAACUUCGGCCUGUGUUUGAUUGGUGGAAGAACUGUACAGACUCUGUACAGACAGUGACCAGGGGCAAGAUUUAAAACCUGAGGUUAACCUUAGGAUUCAAAACCCUAGAAGUCCUAACCUCUAGUCACUGUUUAUGUUGAGCAUUGCAUGGUAUUUCUGUUUAUGUUUGGGUUUCCUUCAAACUCUCAUUUCCAUUUACCUCCUAAAAACAUGCAGAACUUAUGUCGGCGGCUUCAAUUUGCCCACAGGUGCGCGUGAAUGAUGAUGGUUAGUGUUACCAUGUGAUUGGUGCACUGUUCAGUGUGUAUUCCUGCUUUCCACCUAGUGUUGCUGGGAGGUGCAGAACCCACAACACCCCAAUAAAGCAAGCAGUGGUUUGAAAAGUG